This is a messenger RNA of Penicillium cosmopolitanum, 873 nucleotides long. RefSeq lists its product as uncharacterized. The transcript is spliced from 2 exons. The record is from RefSeq and is a predicted model, not a curated record. Lineage: Eukaryota; Fungi; Ascomycota; Eurotiomycetes; Eurotiales; Aspergillaceae. Bases 1 to 873 code for a protein of 290 amino acids.
AUGUCACCUAUAUCACAGCGUUGUGAAGAUCAGUCAAAAUGCAACUCUGAUAAAGAUGUAAAUUUGCCUUCGGUUUCCAAGCUUCAAUCUGUCGUCAUCACCAACUCACGUUUCAGAGAGCGAGACAUGAGGAAAAUCGCAGUAUUAGCCCUAACAUCCUGUCUAAAAAGAGAGCGAGGCCUAUCCGCGUCAUCAUAUGACGGCAGCUGCAGCGACGGCUCUAGUGACGCUGAUAAUGCGGACGAUGUCAGCGAGAGCUCUAUUAUAUCCCAACGAUCAAAAAGAGCUGGGCGGGCAGCAGUACAAAGUUCUCUUUCUCAUAUACGGCAUAACAAAAAUACUCGUCACAGCCUCCCCUCGCAACGUCGCCUUUCCCAGACCUCAAAAAAUGAGGAGUCCCACCCCCAAAUGCCGAGGGAUCGGCAUCCCAUAUCUAGUUUACCCGAUAUAGAGACAAUUCCUAUUCGAGGUUUCCUGACACGGGAAAUACUUCUGUCGAAGGUUGUUUAUUCAAUUACCUUUGAGGAGCGAACAGAGCAUAUCUGCAUGCAGGAACCCGUUGAGGCUCUGCCAGAUUGUACACGUAAAGCUCAACGCAGAAAGUUACCUCGGCAGAAAAAGCACCAGGCUGGAAAAUCAAUUAGACCAGCUCGAGCUCUGUCCAAAGACGAUAAGCUUCUGAUCGAAUUGAAGAAAGAGAGAGGAUUAACAUCAGUCGGUUCACUACAGGUGCGGUAUUCUACACGCCUUAAGAGCCGGUGUGGUAGAAGAGAUGGUCGUUCAGCGACGAACAUCAAGACCGAACCGUCAUUAGGACAGCGAUACGGUCCGCCUCGGCGCAGGAAAACCGUCGAUCGUUAUUCUCCAGUGUGA